Rhododendron vialii is the source of this 2242-nucleotide messenger RNA. RefSeq lists its product as uncharacterized. The record is from RefSeq and is a predicted model, not a curated record. The coding region runs from base 45 to 2090 and encodes 681 amino acids. Gene Ontology annotation, molecular function: protein binding; DNA-binding transcription factor activity. Lineage: Eukaryota; Viridiplantae; Streptophyta; Magnoliopsida; Ericales; Ericaceae. The transcript is spliced from 8 exons.
UUGUGGUGUGGACUUAUAGCUCAUCAUCAAGUGAAUUUAAUGCUAUGAACAACAGAGCACACAUUGUCAGACAGUAUGAAAGCGGCUCUACUGCAUCUGACAGGAAAUCUACAAGAGAAACACCAGACAGAAAAGGGAUAACUUUUAGUUUAUGCGGUUUAGAGGAUCUCCGACAAUAUUCUGUACGUAAAUUGAUAAAUGCUGUUUCUUUUUGGAUAUUGCUUGCCAUCUGUCUCGUGUGUUCAAAAGUAUCACAGCUUGUUAGAUCUUCAACACAGCCUUCAGCCUCACUACCCUUAUCCUUAAGUGAAAUACCACCACCAAAAGCACCAGAAAAACCAAAAGUACCAAUUAAAAAAAUACAAGAAGCAAAAGGGAAAGGGAGAGUUAUUUCAGAGAAUCUUCAACAAUAUUUUGGCCGAAAACGUAAAGAUGUUGCGGCGAGGCUUGGCGUUAGUGUCUCCACGUUUAAGCGAAUGUGUAGGCAGCAGGGGAUUAUGCGGUGGCCUGGGAUGGGAAGCGGUGGUAGUGUCUCUAAACCCCCCGAUCAACAUGGAGAAAGGAAUACAUCAACCGCACGCGAGACGCCAUCACAUAAUGUGCAGACUGGGAUGGAGGUUGAACUGUUUGGUCAAAAUGAGGUGGCAAAUGUGUCUCGACGAGAUUUUAUGGGAGGCCCAAUUGCUUUGAAUACAUCUACUGCACGUGAGACGCCAUCACAUAAUGUGCAAACUAGGAUUAAUGUGCAAACUAGGAUGGAGGGUGAACCGGUUGGUCAAAAUCAGGAGUCAAAUGAGUGUGGACGAGAUUUUAUGGAACGCCAAAUUGCUCUGAAUACAGAAAGUGGUUUAAUAAUGGUUUCGAGACCCCCUGAUCAACAUGAAGAAAGGAAUACAUCAACCGCAUGCGAGACACCAUCACAUAAUGCGCAGACUGGGAUGGAGGGUGAACUGUUUGGUCAAAAUGAGGUGGCAAAUGUGUUUCGACGAGAUUUUAUGGGAGGCCGAAUUGCUUUGAAUACAGAAAGUGGUUUAAUAAUGGUCUCGAGACCCCCUGAUCAACAUGGAGAAAGGAAUACAUCAACCGCAUGCGGGACGCUGUCAUGUAAUGUGGAGACUGGGAUGGAGGUUGAACCAGUUGGUCAAAAUCAGGAGGCAAAUGUAUUUCAACGAGAUUUUACAAAAGGCCCGACUGCUUUGAAUACAGAAAAUGGUUUAAUAAUAGGGAGUUUCUCUGAAUGGGCAAGUCAAGUGAAUGAUCAAUCAACUUUGUCCACUCCUUAUCAAAAUCACAAUGCUCUUGUAUUUCCCCAGCCUCAAAUAACAUCGAUGCUAAGUGAGAACAGGGGUGGUUCAAUAGAUUGGACGAAUUCUUUAGCUUCACAAGCAAAGCCCUUUUCAGACAGACACAUCUCUGGAUCUAGUAAUUUGGCAUUUCCUACAUGGUCAAAUCAAGCGGCUCCUAGUCAACAUGCGGAAGGUCAAUCAGUGAAGUCCACUGUUUACCCAGAUCACAAUGCAGUCCACUGUUUUCCGGAGGGACAUGUCUUUGAAUCUAUUUACUGGAAUGAGCAUACAAAUUCUUUAGCUUCACAAGCAAAGCCCUUUUCAGACAGACUUAUCUCUAGAUCUGUCUGGAGACUCCCUGAUCAACUGGAAGGUCAAACAAUGCAGUUCACUGCCCAUGCAAAUCCAAAUGCUCUUGGGCUUCCACAGUUUCAGAUAGCAUCGUCCCAGGUGCCAAGUGCGAACGAAGCAGCUCCUAGCCAUCCUAUGGCUACUAUUCUCCCAGAAAGACAAGGUCCGAGGUCCGUGAAGGUAAAGGCAACAUAUGGGAAUGGGAAUAGGAUAAUAAAAUUCCCGCUCCCUCUCACGUCUGGAAUUAAGGAACUGAUGCAAGAAGUGUCAAAGACACUGGACUGGGAGCUUGGUAGUUUCGAUGUGGAUUAUAAGGAUGAGGAUGGGGAGUGGAUUUCAAUGGCCCGUGAUGAUAAUGUAAGUGAAUAUCUGCAACUUCUCAAAUCAUUAGGAAAUCAAGCAACCAAACUAGAGGUUCGUAAAAAGGUUCCCGAUACCACAAAUAUUUUUUAAACCUGCGGAUUAUUGAAGCAGCAAAGACCAUAGUUGUGUUAGUUCUAGGAAUAAUAUUACAAGGUUGAUGCCAAUUCCAUGUUCCUUGUGUAACGAAACAUUUCCUUGCCAGAUUUUAAACAUUUCCUUGCGGGGAUUCUUCGUGUUCACCA